AUGGCCAGUGGACUAUCGAGAAACUCCUAUGACGACGACCAUGAAGUACUUGAAGACGAUUUCCUCAAUGAUGAAGUCGAACCCGACGAACCCUCCGAUCGCGCCCCUUUGACAGGCAACAUUCAAUCCUCCUCUUCCAGCGCACCCCUGAACCAAAGCUAUCUGACUUCGAGAAUACCCGGUGAAGACAGGCAUGCUACACAAAACACCAUCGAUGAGAGUGUCUGGGACACGGUAUCUCGAGACCUAUUCGCCGUAUGGGAGAAAAUGAAACAAGUCCUCUACCCCAAGUAUUUGCUUGGAGGCAUGCUUCAGAGACAGGGCACCGGCAUGGGCGAUGUUGAGAGCCAGGGAGGAGGAUUUGGAAGAGAUCUUAGAGGCAUUCUAGGUCGCUGGCCUGACGCAGAUGGCAUUCUGCAGGGAGGGAUGAGCGACGGGUUAAGAGACUGGGAUCUAUGGGGCCCUCUAAUAUUCUGCCUGCUGCUGAGCGUCUUCCUUUCCAUGCGCGCCAGCAAAGGCCAGACCGACCUGGUCUUUUCUGGCGUCUUUUCCCUGGUCUGGAUUGGUGAAGCUGUGGUAACCCUCCAGAUCAAACUGCUGGGAGGAAAUAUCUCGUUCAUGCAAUCCGUCUCCAUUAUUGGGUAUACUCUGUUCCCACUCACCAUUGCCGCCCUACUAAGCGCGCUCGGCCUACCAACUAUUGCGCGCAUUCCUGUAUACAUUGUUCUUGUUGCAUGGUCACUAGCAGCCGGAGUUAGUAUCCUCGGAGGAUCAGGGGUUGUAAAGAAUAGGGUGGCCCUGAGCGUCUAUCCUCUCUUUGUCUUCUAUGUCAGUCUCGGCUGCCUAUGUUUUAUUAGUUAG
Messenger RNA from Fonsecaea pedrosoi CBS 271.37, 861 nucleotides. RefSeq lists its product as uncharacterized. The transcript is spliced from 4 exons. Gene Ontology annotation, biological process: endoplasmic reticulum to Golgi vesicle-mediated transport. Bases 1 to 861 code for a protein of 286 amino acids. NCBI's taxonomy places the organism in Eukaryota, Fungi, Ascomycota, Eurotiomycetes, Chaetothyriales, Herpotrichiellaceae. Gene Ontology annotation, cellular component: trans-Golgi network; membrane. The record is from RefSeq and is a predicted model, not a curated record.